Molecule: messenger RNA, 783 nt
Organism: Strongylus vulgaris
Lineage: Eukaryota; Metazoa; Nematoda; Chromadorea; Rhabditida; Strongylidae
Source: the annotation of a GenBank genome assembly
CCCGUAAAAUCAUCUGCAAAAAAGCAGAUCCAUAUCACGAAGAAACUUGAAACCUCUAAGAAAACUGCUGCCGUUGAAGACUCUGAAGAUGAUGAAGACCAAGAAGAUGAGGAGGAUGAAGAUGAAGAUGAAGAGGAAGAUGACGCUGUGAAGCCAGUUCUCAGGAAGGAGACGCCUGUCACAAAGAAAGGGGUUUCUAAAAAACCUGCGAUCGUGGAAGAUUCUGACGAAGAUGAAGAAGUUAGUGAUGAAGAUGACGAAGAAAGUGAUGAUGAAGUUGCUGCACCUGUAAGGAAAGCAGCUCUGCAGAAGGGAGUGCCUUCCAAUUCCAAGUUGUCAGUUCCAGACGAUGAGGAGGACGAAGACGAAGAAGAUGAUGAGGAGGAGGAUGAGGAGGAGGAUGAAGAAAGCCUGGAGGAUGAAGAACAAACAGAACCUAUAAUGAAAACACCAGCACAAAAGCCAAAUCAGAAGGAAAUUAAAAGUGCUCUAAAAAGUGAUAAGGGAUCGGAUCUCAAAAAGAAGGUCAACGUCUCGGCUGCUCCAACUCCAUCCACCUCUUCCAAGAAGAUCCCACCAACACCACACCCUUUAAAGAAAGGAGCAAAAGAGAUUCCGCGAGCAACGCUAAAUUUUGAUGAUGACAGUAGCGAUGAAGAUGAGGAGGAAGAUGAAGAGAUGGAGCUAGAUGAAGGUGAAGAGGAAGAAGACGCAGAAGAAAAUGAAGACGAAGGAGAGGAUGAGGGCGAAGAUGAAGACGAAGAAGAGGUGAAUGUUGUUUAA